Messenger RNA from Colletotrichum phormii, 432 nucleotides. RefSeq lists its product as uncharacterized. NCBI's taxonomy places the organism in Eukaryota, Fungi, Ascomycota, Sordariomycetes, Glomerellales, Glomerellaceae. Bases 79 to 324 code for a protein of 81 amino acids. The record is from RefSeq and is a predicted model, not a curated record. The transcript has a single exon.
UGAUGAUUAUGAGUAUUUCUUGUGAGUUAGAAGAGCAGUUCCACCUGUAUCUUUCCAGGUGCCUUCUGGCGGUAACGGAUGGCUUCGGCCGCACUUAUAACGGUUAUGUGCUGCAGUGGUGCAUUACAAUAUGCUCAAUGGCGAAGCGCGGCCUACUCAGUCGGCCGGCCCUACAUGAGCUCCAUUUGCGUUAAAGAGAACAAAGCGAAAGAAAAAGCCCUGAUGCGGAACACCAUUGCUAAUGAGAGCUCGAAAAGUUACGGUUCGUACCAACUUAUCUACUGCCAACUGCUCAGACCAACGACAGGAAUCAACUCGCUCUGAUCUGACUAGAUCAAGGAGACCCAAUGACAGGGAUGCCGCUAUUUCUCAUCCAUGAGUUGUUCUCCAGCGAAGGAUCUGGAGACUAAUAGUAACAGAAAUAUAGCACUC